Messenger RNA from Ilyonectria robusta, 1219 nucleotides. RefSeq lists its product as uncharacterized. The coding region runs from base 117 to 926 and encodes 269 amino acids. The transcript has a single exon. The record is from RefSeq and is a predicted model, not a curated record. NCBI's taxonomy places the organism in Eukaryota, Fungi, Ascomycota, Sordariomycetes, Hypocreales, Nectriaceae.
UCUCAUACUUGUCUUUCUUUUUGAUGUGUCAGGUCUCCUAAUUAAUACCCAAAACAUUCAUUAUCAUUCGAUACGACCUAUCAAUCAACACUUUAUCUAUAUCUCCUUUUAUCAGCAUGUGGUCUCUCCCGAGCCAAGUCACAGUCUCCGGCCGAUCCUCAGCCAUUGACGAGAGGACGCCUUCGCCAGCACCGAGUCUGAUUCACGGAUCGAGUCCAACAAACAGUGAACUUGAGCAGCGGACGCCAUCGCCCAUCUUGUCUGGCUUGGUUCGGCCCGAGUUAAAAGGGAGCGAGACCGAGCUUUACGGCUGGAGUGCCCCGUUGCAUCGGCCGAGUGUAAAGCAAUCCGAUGUACUGCCUGUCCCAACGAGUUGGUCUCCAGUUGAGAGUCGGCCGAAUGAGGUCGCGACUAAUGCCUGUGACCAACGAGCAUCGGUCAGGGUGUCUAACACGGGACCCUCCGAGUUCAUCAUGAUUUCAUGCUUCAACAUCCAGAGGGCGCAAUGGUUUUACUCUCAGUGCUUCGAGUGGACUUUUUUGGGCGAUAUCAACAGGCCCGACUCGAGUGACGAGGCCUUGAUGCGGCACGGGUCGUCACCCUACGAUGCGCUGCCGAUGAACUUCUUCACGUCCGAUGCCUCAACCAACAGCCACAACGUCACCGGUGCGCUCCUCCAACGAAACGACCCACCUCCCACGCAGCACGAGGCACAAGCACGAGCGUUGCAGGGACGGGCAAUAGCCGCGACGUAUUUCCGGGUGCCCGACAUCGGCGACACGGCGGACAGGAUCGAGGCCAACCUUGGGGUGGUCAGGUCGCUUCGGUUUGGAAUUAGAGGCAUGAUGGACAUUGGCGAGUUUAUGGACCCGGAGGGCAACCUGUUUGGCCUCGUGUCAUACCACCCGGAGAACAUUGGCAUCUGAUGUUUGGGUGCUCUGCUAUGGGCGGUAUAGAACACUGCCGGGGGUAAAGGAAUACCCGGGAGAGAGGAUAUUCAUUAUGGAUCAAGGGAAAGGAUUGAUUCUCUGGUCAUGAAGGGCUGAUUGUUUAAAACGGAGCGUUGGGAGUUACGAGGAUGUUUCUUGUGGUUCACUAUGCAUUGAAAGCGUUGUGGAUUUUGACUCUUGGAUUUCUGGAUGGGAUGGCAAUCCAAUGGCUGUCUCUGGCGGUGGUUGAAAUCGGCAACGCAAUUAAUCUAAUACUAAUUGAGCAAAGG